This is a messenger RNA of Medioppia subpectinata, 642 nucleotides long. NCBI's taxonomy places the organism in Eukaryota, Metazoa, Arthropoda, Arachnida, Sarcoptiformes, Oppiidae. The record is from the annotation of a GenBank genome assembly.
AUGACUAGUAAUGACAUUACACACGUCUCGUCAACACAAAGUAUAUCGACGGCCAACACCGGAUCAAUGAAUGCUCCCGAGUGCUACGGCUGUCACAAUGUCAUUAAUGGGCAAUAUUUACUUAAAGCACUCGAUCAUCUCUGGCACGAUGAUUGUCUCAAAUGUGUUUGUUGUGAUUGUCGUCUCAUCGAAGUCGGAUCCACUCUCUUCACUAAAGCUGAUCUCAUACUCUGUAAACGCGAUUAUCUCAGGAUGUUUGGGGCAACGGGUCUGUGCGCUGCGUGUAAUAAACAAAUCCCGGCGUUUGAAAUGAUUAUGAGAGCGAGAGGAAAUGUGUAUCACUUGGAAUGUUUCAAAUGCGAGGCCUGUUCUUAUAGGUUUUGUGUCGGCGACCGCUUCUACUUAUACGACAAUAAGAUAUUGUGUGAAUGCGAUUACGAGGAGCGGAUGGUACUCGCAAACGCUAAUCAAAUGACUUCUUUGGAUCACAUUAAAGGACAAACGCAAGAGUUGGUUGAGGUGUGCGACGGGUCCAGCGGUUAUGCGAAUGGGGACUCGCCUUUCGAAACCAAUCGGACAAAUACACGAAACAAGUUGUAUAAUAAUAAACAAUUUUGUCAAACAAAUGUGUCAGCCAACUAA